Molecule: messenger RNA, 1623 nt
Organism: Trichoderma atroviride IMI 206040
Lineage: Eukaryota; Fungi; Ascomycota; Sordariomycetes; Hypocreales; Hypocreaceae
Source: RefSeq, a predicted model, not a curated record
AUGGGCGGAGAAGUACCCCUCGAUGUCUUGAGCGUGAGGCCGGUGACUCCGCUAGAAGAAGAGCCUCGAUGCAUGUUUGUUGAUGACUGUCAAACCGGCUCGCAGCUACGCAAAGCCAUCUCACAUCUCUUUGGACGGAACAAAGCAUGUACUCUUCGUAUCCCAAAACAUGUGUGGGUGUACUAUUGCCGCAAACAUUAUCAACGAAUCAGAUAUCGAAAUGCCAAGACGUACCCUCUCAACCAGAUGCAUCUCGUGAAGAUGCAGAUCACUCGACUCCAGGAGUGGAGCGAGAACAACCGACGCCAGGGAUCAGGUCCCUACAUCAGACUCUGGACCCUGACAUUGCGCAAGCGAGAGCAAAACCGUCUUGACAAGGAAGGCGGUCCGGCAGAUGAAGGCGAUGAUGAUGCUUUGGGGGCUCAAACCGGCUCGGCCGCUCCAGAUUGGGUUAUCCACCGCCUAGGAACCGGAUAUACAACCGAGCAAAUGCUUGAGGUGGCAGAACGCCUGUACCAAGAGAUCAAAGACGAGGUCCUUACGCGGGUCCCUGAAAUUGAGUUCUUGCCUGACAUCGUCGAGUCGGAUGGCGGAGGUAUUGCGAAGCUUAUCAGAACCCGCAAGCAUAUUCGUCCGGUUGCUACCGAAGCACAAAGCAGAGCAUCCAAGCGAAAGAUUUCUGAGAUGGCAGAGACUGUCCCCCAGAGCCGCUUCACGUCUUUCAACCAGCACGAUACGGGAGACUUUGAGAGCCCAUCGAGAAAGCGAAUACGCGUCGGGCCCCCUCAAGCCUACCAGCGCAAACAGUCUCUUCCCAUGCCGCUUCCCUCCAUUGUUAUGCCGUCUGCCGAUUCUCAAUAUGCUGUGCCGCGCAUUCUGCCCGCUAUUCCCAGAAUGCAGGCACUGCCUCCAGAUCAUGCUUAUGGAUCUGAUGCAUACAUGCAUGGGCUUUCUUCUACCCGCCCCGGUCCUCAAAAUAACUUCUAUGGCCACGACUCGCAGCAGUAUGCAGGCCACUAUCAGACAGGCGCCGGCUCUGCUCAGCCACCUCUCUUUCAGCGAGAGAGAGAUUAUCACAGGCUACACCAAAGAUUGCCGUCCAUCAGUGAUCAUUUGUCGGUGGCAAACGGCUACUCAGCUGCCUCGCCGUAUAGGAGCUCCGGGCCAUUCAAUGAGGGCCCAAAUAUGCAACGACCCCUUCACUUGCGAUCAUAUAGCGCAAACGUUGCGACGACUCAAUCCGGCUUUGAGUACCCCCGUCCUAUCAGUUCUAGCGGAGCCGUGCAGCCCGAUCUGGCAUCUUUCGACAAUAGAGAAACGGUAAAUUAUCCAAGCACUCGCGACUAUGCUAUAGAGCAGCGACCUGACUCAAGCCACGCCUACACCACGGGCUGGCAUCAGAACCCAGCUCCCCAGCAGCAAAACUAUUACGCAUCUGGCUCGGCACACGAUCAUGUCGCUCGCUCUCAGGUGGAUGACCGGCGAACUCCGACCUAUUAUGGCUCAACGGCUCAUGGAGCUACCUCGAAGAGAGCUCAGCAUGAAGAAGUUCACUAUGGCAAUACCUGGCCUCACACCGACCAAGCCGUUACGAAGGCGGCUAAAGACGUGCGCGAGGAUUAG